Molecule: messenger RNA, 759 nt
Organism: Physella acuta
Lineage: Eukaryota; Metazoa; Mollusca; Gastropoda; Physidae
Source: RefSeq, a predicted model, not a curated record
AUGUACACCAACUCCACUGGUUUUAUGUACACCAACUCCACUGGUUUUAUGUACACCAACUCCACUGGUUUCAUGUACACCAACUCCACUGGUUUUAUGUACACCAACUCCACUGGUUUUAUGUACACCAACUCCACUGGUUUCAUGUACACCAACUCCACUGGUUUUAUGUACACCAACUCCACUGGUUUUAUGUACACCAACUCCACUGGUUUCAUGUACACCAACUCCACUGGUUUUAUGUACACCAACUCCACUGGUUUUAUGUACACCAACUCCACUGGUUUCAUGUACACCAACUCCACUGGUUUUAUGUACACCAACUCCACUGGUUUUAUGUACACCAACUCCACUGGUUUUAUGUACACCAACUCCACUGGUUUUAUGUACACCAACUCCACUGGUUUUAUGUACACCAACUCCACUGGUUUUAUGUACACCAACUCCACUGGUUUUAUGUACACCAACUCCACUGGUUUUAUGUACACCAACUCCACUGGUUUUAUGUACACCAACUCCACUGGUUUUAUGUACACCAACUCCACUGGUUUUAUGUACACCAACUCCACUGGUUUUAUGUACACCAACUCCACUGGUUUUAUGUACACCAACUCCACUGGUUUUAUGUACACCAACUCCACUGGUUUUAUGUACACCAAAUCUACGGAGACCAACACGGCGUUAGCAGUAGUAGCUGGAGGAUUGGACAAGUCUAAACCGUUACACCAUUCAUCUUGUUGGAUCUCGUGGGAACCAUGA